UGUGUGUCUGUGAGUGUGUGGGUGUGUGUGUGUGUGUGUGUGUUCUCCUCCUCGUGUCAAUAAAGUUUGUUCAAAAGGACGCAGCUGCAACAAUGGCGGCCUCCAUGUCGUGGAGGAGGCUGGCGUACUCCGUGUAUUCACCGGCAGUGGCCGGGGUUUUCACGCGAAUAGCCGACCGGUUCUUCCGUGCGAGGGAUAAAGGAGGCGGAUCCUCGGUGCUGCUUUUGGCGCCUCUUCUAGCCAAAGCCCAACCGGCACAGGAGCGCGUCUCCAGCCCGGCCGGAGCUCGGGGGGCGCCCAGCCUCAACAGCCACUUCCGAUGGAUGGCGGAGCAUGUGCCCGCCUUCCGAGUCAACGGUGCCCGCAUCCAUGUCCUCACCUCGCCCGACCAGUUCUACCAGACUUUGAAGGCACGUGUCAGGACUGCAAAGAGACGAGUGGUCUUGGCCUCGUUGUAUCUGGGAACGGGUCAGCUGGAACAAGACCUGGUGGACUGCAUGCAGGAAGCCCUGCAGAGCUCGCAAGAAAACAGCCACCACCCUGGCCUGAAAGUCUCAGUGUUGCUGGACUACACGCGAGGCUCACGAGGGCAGCUGAACUCCAGGACCAUGUUGCUGCCCCUGCUGCGGCGCUUCAACUCGCAGAUGCGCGUCUCUCUGUACCACACCCCCGACCUGAGGGGCCUGCUGAGGCUGCUGGUCCCGCAGCGCUUCAACGAGACUAUCGGCGUGCAGCACAUCAAGGUCUACCUGUUUGACGACAGCCUCGUGAUCAGCGGAGCCAACCUGAGCGACUCCUACUUCACCAACAGACAGGACCGCUACGUCCUGCUGGAGAACUGCCCCGAGCUGGCCGAUUUCUUCUCGGAGCUGGUGGAUGCCGUCGGAGACGCUUCCCUGCAGCUUCAGCCCGACGACUCUGUCACCGUGCAGGAGGGCAUGGUGCACCCGUACAAAGGCGACAGGCGGGACUUCUCCGCCGUCGCGAGCAGGCGCAUCAUGGAGGUGGUGGACGCUGCCCACGCACGCCAGCGGCUGCUCGGUCAGCUCUCUGAAGAGGAGGAAAGGGAGGGGGAGGAUGAGGAUGAGGACACUUGGGUCUUCCCCCUGGUCCAGAUGAAGCCUCUGGGCAUCCAGGUGGACGAGUGGGUCACACAGCGCCUGCUGAGCGACGUGGCCCCGGACUCCAGCGUCUUCCUGACGUCGGGCUACUUCAACCUGACGCGGGCGUACAUGCGCCUGGUGCUGGGGGGCGGCGCCCGCUACCACAUCCUCACCGCCUCCCCGGAGGUCAACGGCUUCUUCGGGGCCAAAGGCGUGGCGGGCGCCAUCCCCGACGCCUACACGCACAUCGCCGCGCAGUUCUACGAGCGGGUGUGCCGCCUGGGCCAGCGGGACCGGGUCUACCUGCACGAGUACCACAGGCCAAAAUGGACCUUCCAUGCCAAAGGUCUAUGGUACUACCUCAAAGGGCAGGAUCAGCCUUGCCUCACGCUAAUAGGCUCCCCUAAUUUUGGGUACCGCUCGGUUCACCGCGACUUGGAGGCCCAGGUUGCCAUAGUAACCGAGAACGAAGAGCUGAAGAGCCAGCUGCAAGAGGAGCAGGAAAUGUUGUACCAGCGCUCCUCUGAGGUGUCCAGGUCUACGUUCCUGCAGUCGGACCGCCACGUCAAGCUUUGGGUCCGGCUGAUCACUCCCCUCAUCAAGAACUUCUUCUGAGGUGAGAACCUCUGGUCCUGGAAGCAAGGAGGAAGUGGAUCCUGCCGCACUGAACUUGUGUCCUCACAGGAAGUGACACGAACAAAAAUGGGUCACGGUGACUUGACGGGAUGGCGAAGUCUUAUUUAUUGCCGGGGAUCAGCCGGAUCCUAAAAUGUCUUUUUACAUUUCUACCGGUCAAAAGUCACAUGUGACUCUGAAGUACACCUUUUGUCUGCAACUAACCAGAGAGGAAGGUUUAAAGGUCCACCUGGCGCAGGAGUCACGUCACACCACAGGUACCAGUCGUCUGCUGAGCUUGUCUUCUGCACUCCAACCAGAGGGGGGCAGCGUACCUUUAGAAGACAAACUGAUGACAAGCAAACAAUUCACACGUUCACUAACUUUAUUAGCGGGGUUGUAAGGUGCUAAGGUCCUGGACUGGGUGGACGGUGUUCUGGCGAGACAUGCUCCCCAUUGGAAUUGAUGUGGAUGUGUUUAAUCCUACACGUGAGUACACUAUUUUGUCUACUGCUGCCAAAUGAUGACUUCUUUUAAUCACAUUUAGAAUGUUUAAUCCCUGAUUAAUAGGAGCUAGUGAUGGGUUGAUG
Molecule: messenger RNA, 2308 nt
Organism: Nerophis lumbriciformis (worm pipefish)
Lineage: Eukaryota; Metazoa; Chordata; Actinopteri; Syngnathiformes; Syngnathidae
Gene: pgs1
Product: phosphatidylglycerophosphate synthase 1
Biological process (GO): cardiolipin biosynthetic process
Cellular component (GO): mitochondrion
Molecular function (GO): CDP-diacylglycerol-glycerol-3-phosphate 3-phosphatidyltransferase activity
Source: RefSeq, a predicted model, not a curated record